Sclerotinia sclerotiorum 1980 UF-70 is the source of this 429-nucleotide messenger RNA. RefSeq lists its product with no specific name. Lineage: Eukaryota; Fungi; Ascomycota; Leotiomycetes; Helotiales; Sclerotiniaceae. Bases 1 to 429 code for a protein of 142 amino acids. The record is from RefSeq and is a predicted model, not a curated record. The transcript has 2 exons.
AUGCUCUUUUUCAAUCCAAACAAGAUCAUGCGCACCAUGAUUGCACUUCUCUCCGUCCUCUUCCUCACCAUCUCUAUUGCCAACGCAGCCCCUGUCCCCGACAAUGAAGUUUCCACCAUCAAUGCUAGUGAUGGAGCGCUUUGCAGCUCCUCUAGAGUAGGCUAUUGUACGCUGGCUGUCACUGUCAGAACCGAAGCAAUCAAAGAUGGACUUCAGGAUUACGUUAGGGUUUUCGACAGUAUCUGCAAUGAAAUUGGAGGUGAUUGGCAAAAUUUCGAUAUCGAUUUGGCCAGUCAACUUCGAUUUAAGAUUAUUGGAACAUUUGCAUCUGGCCCCCACGACAGCCCAGAACGUCUUGAACCCAUGCCAUGUUUUUGCUAUGGAUCAAAAUUUGUAAAUUCCGAUGCGACGAAUGAGGAUGUUCGCUGA